Rhodofomes roseus is the source of this 3491-nucleotide messenger RNA. RefSeq lists its product as uncharacterized. The coding region runs from base 411 to 3242 and encodes 943 amino acids. The transcript has 7 exons. The record is from RefSeq and is a predicted model, not a curated record. NCBI's taxonomy places the organism in Eukaryota, Fungi, Basidiomycota, Agaricomycetes, Polyporales, Fomitopsidaceae.
CAUGGCAUCAGCGGCGGCAGCCACUGGCAGUGGUCGACGCGUUGAUCUGAGAUCUUCGUAGACGCCCGGAGGUGUGUGGCGUCGCCCAACGCCACCGGGGUCCGGGGCCAACUCCUCCUGGACCUGCCUGCACUCAACUACAUCGCUCAUCUCCAAGUGACAUUCGACUCAAGCAUCUCCGUCGGAAACUGCCCUUGCAGCAGUUUCUAACAAGGCAAGGGCACCGAGCGGGCUCUUCGGCGGGGCGGGAACCCAGGUUUCAUCUUCCCACGUUGCCAUCACUGAUCAGUGUGGCUGCUUGCAUUGUCCCCCCGAUUUGGCAGGCCCUGCUGAACUUGUACGUCCACGUCCACGACAGGCACCGCGGUAGCCACGCUCUUCUCUGAUCACGCGCAGGCGUGUAUAUAAACAUGGACGCGCCCCAGGUGCAAUGUUGUCGUCCGCUCCCACUCGCAGGCAUCUGGCCACCGCUCUCUCUGUGCACAGAGUCACCGGAUCAUCCUCUAGCUUUCUUCAUCGUCAACAUCCAAUCAGUUGAGCCCCCACGAGAACCCCAUCCCCGCCACAAUAUGUGGCCGUACCUACAAUCUGCACCGCCCGGCCCCCGGGAGCCUCGUACUCCCUCCAAGACUUCCAAGAACAAGAAAGGGAAACGGCCCGAAGUUGUUCAGUCUACGCCCCACCAGAUCAAGACCGUCGAUAGCGUUCAGGAUGCCAGCGGCUAUAUCUCGAAAGACAGACACGAGGGUUUCAUUCGCCGGGAGUACACCGAUAAGAUCCAUUGGGACUGUGAUGUCGAGAUGCUCAUACGCACUGUUUUUGGCUUCGGCUGGGAACACAUACCCCCGACUCCGUAUCGCAGGGCGGGCGUGAAGGGGAAGGAGGCAAAACACUACUCGCUCUUGGGACCGGAUCUUAAAUUAUACCGCAAGAGCAAAGAGCGGGCCGGCUAUGCACCGUUCAACCUUAUGGCCAACGGGUUUUUGGCGCAGCUCUACGGCCCGAACGACUCGGCGCACGACACGCGUCAAGCGACCGCCGAUGUCAAGGAGCGUCAGCAACGGCUCGAAACUGUCAAACAGCACUGGACGCGGUCCGACCGUAACUGUACGCCGCGCAUGUACGCGGGCCGCUUUAUUACCCAAGACCGCGAAGCUAUCGGCAACCGCAAGUCAAGGGAUAAGCCGGAUGGCACCUACGGUGUUGCGAAGGAUACGCUUGUGUGGGAGUGGGAGUUGGUCCCCAUAGAGGUCGGGAAGUCGGAGGAAAAUGUCAAAAACAGGUUGCGAGACAUAUUCGUCCGCUGCGAGAAUGGUACAUUCAUUAUAUCGCAGGCGACUCAUCCCCGCUCACAAGGCGAGCGCGAUGCAGCUGGGGAGGGUCCUAUUGACCAGACCGGGGCGGACCAAGACCAGCCUGUAUCGCAGGCUGGAGACGAGGCUCCUGAGGACGAGAUUGCAUCAGAAGCUGAGGUUGAGGCCCUCCUCGAAGACGAUACUCAGGACGCAGAUACGUCAACUGAAGACGUACCACAGGAGACCGGCGAUGCCGUUUCCGUGAGCAAGCGCACGGCCGAGGAGGCGAUCCCGGCACUCGGUUCCAAGCACACGCGUGCCACAUCCGAACCAUCUAGCGGACACCGCCGCAUGACCGGCAAGGAGGUCCAAAUCGUGCGAUACGUGAAUCAUAUCAUGUCGUCCAACGUCCGCUCAUAUGCUAUCGGACUCCUCAUCGAGGGAAACAACAUGCGACUCGUCUACGGUGACCGCAUGGGUCUCGUGUUCACGAGAGCAUUCGAGUUCUUGGGCAAGGAAGCCCCUCUGUUUCUCCUGGUUCUUGCCGCUAUGGGAGGUGCAGGCGUGCACGACUUGGGAAUCCACCCGUUCCUGAUCUUCAACGAGACCAUCGAGCGCCGAGAUGUCUUCCAUCAUGAGUUUGGCUAUACGCUGCCCAACAUGCUUGUUCGAUUGGAGGUUCCGGAUGCACAGGGCGCCUCACGCCAGCUCGAGUUCGACAUCGACACCGACAAUUCCGAAGAGAUCCGCCCAGUCGACACCGCGUUCGGUCUCAUCGGUCGAGGGACGACCAUCAUCGCUGUCAAGGCCAGGCGUGGCCCUGCGCUGGAGAUGUGCGGGUCGGAACCGCUCGUUGCGAAGGUGGCGUGGCCACACAAGGCGCGUCAGGCCGAAGACAGGAUGAUCCGUACUGUUCGUCAGCAGUUGGCCGCGAAGAAACCGAAAUACCUGGACUAUAUCGUAGACCUGAAGUGCGCCGUCACGAAGAGCAUCGAGGAGAUGGGGCUGCCCCGUGUCGCGAUGGGGAUUAUCCCCGAGGAGCAAGACCUGCGCGUCUGCCGCACUUUGAUCCUCAAGCGCUACCAACGUUUGGAGGCCAUCGGAUCUGCGCAGGGUUUCCACAUCGUGUUUGUGGAUGUCGUUCGUGCUCAUCACUGGGUGUACGAGACGUCGAAGAUACUUCACCGCGAUAUCAGCAUCAACAACAUCAUGUGGUUCAUCAAGGACGGGCAAGUCAUCGGCGUGCUUUGCGACUGGGACCUCGCGGAAGAUCAUAGCAACGGCGACGUUCAGUCUGUUCUAAAAGCGGCAGCGAGCGCUUCAUGGUUAUCAUGGAUAACUGGGGGUGCGAAGACGGUCAAUCCGUCGAACGAACCGCAGAGCCAACCCGACGCGGAGCAAGUUCCGGGGUCGACGAGUGCGCCGCUGGAGGGCGACCAUAUGCAAAAACCGAGAUACCGCACUGGGACUGGCCCGUUCAUGGCGCUGGACCUUCUACGCAAAGAGGGUCCUCCAAUGCACAAGUAUCGCCAUGACCUUGAAUCGUUCUUCUAUCUCUAUGCCUACGCCGCCGCCGGAUACGAUCCGACAAAUAAAAUAUUCCGACCGAUCAAGCAAUGGCAACUCGAGUCGCUCCUCGCCAUCGGCCAGGCGAAACACUGCUUUUUGAUAGAUGCUCGGGAGAAUGAGGACGUCUUUUCCUCCGCUCACGAAGAGUUCAAGCCAUUGCUGACACCAGAAGGUUUCCUGAUGCAGCUGCGAUGGAUGUUCAGGAUCGUGGAGCGCGACAUGGACACGAUCCAGGACAUCAGGAACAGUGCGAUGUACCGCAGGCUUCGUUCCCCGGAAGAUGUCGAGGCCGAGGUUCGUGAAGUUGAGAAGAAGAGGGACGAGGGGGUUACAUACAGUGAGUUCAUGAGCAUACUCGGAGCGUCGGAGGAUAUGUAGACUCGAUUUUUCUGUCUUUUCUACGGCACUUGUAUUGGUCUUCACAUCUGUCCCAAGUAUACACAAGACGAGCGCGGUCGUCGCUUCUCCUUUCCUUGACUAUAGCUAGAUCGGUCUGUUAUGACGUGCUUCAUCCAUCCACGUCACACGUCCUGUCUUCUGUAGUAACACACGAUGUCGUUCACCACCAUAUGCUCUCAACUCACGGCCCUCGUGCCAUAUUGUGUAUAGCGUACCAUCACAACGACG